UGACAGCGCUCUCACACGACACGCACCACACAAAGCGUGUAUUCAUUGCAGUCAUUGCUAUCAUUGCUAUCAUUGCUGUUGUGUUGACCGGCAUUGCAUUCAUUGUAUUUACUGACCACUCAUUCAUCUCUAUUAUCCCGCGAUCACCACUUCACCACCAAUUAUCUUCACACAGACACCAAUCAUGCAAACUCCAGGUGUGAAUGAAGGCGACGGAAUGCCCACCUUUAAGUGCGUUCUUGUGGGCGAUGGCGGCACAGGAAAGACUACUUUCGUUAAGAGACAUCUGACCGGAGAGUUUGAGAAGAAAUACGUCGCCACUCUUGGAGUGGAAGUGCAUCCUCUGGUGUUUCACACAAAUCGAGGGCCCAUUCGGUUCAAUGUAUGGGACACUGCGGGUCAGGAGAAGUUCGGUGGACUCAGGGAUGGCUACUAU
Oppiella nova is the source of this 436-nucleotide messenger RNA. The record is from the annotation of a GenBank genome assembly. NCBI's taxonomy places the organism in Eukaryota, Metazoa, Arthropoda, Arachnida, Sarcoptiformes, Oppiidae.